AAACUUACAAAAUCUACAAGUGCAAGAAUCACACAGACAACCCCCUCAAGAAAACAAAAAUUCAAAGAAAAAAAAGAAAGGGAAAAAGGGGCUGUAAUGAUGACUAUAUUUAUUCCACCGCUGUUGUACAAGAAAGCUUAAAAGAGAGCAUACUACAACGACAGAAGAAACUCAAGAAAAUGCCACAGAGAUCAAAUGGUUGAUGAGUUGAUGUUCGAUUCCAUUAUCACACUGUAACCAAAAGGAAAGAAAGAUUCUAAUAUCAGACAGAAUUCUCUGGGGCUUUUUAGCUGUCCUUCCAUUCCAGGAGUUUAGCAUGGGCAAGGAAUUCCGGUACAUGUGCCUCGUGAAGACCAGGCGACUGUUGUUGCUGAUGGGAAUUGCUUUUGGAUUAAUUUUGUUUGUUCAGUAUUUUGAGCUUCCCUAUAGUAGUAUUUUAUCAUCUUUAUUUGCACCCGGCAAAUCUCAUCUAGCACCAGUGGACAACUUACCCAAUAAAAUUUCAUCUAGUAACUCAACUACUUCAAGAAACUUGGAGUAUUUUAUUAGCUUAAACUCUACUGAUCUGAAUGUUGCUGAUGAGGUAUCGAGUACAGAUAAUAUCUCUGAUGGAAAAGAUAAUGUGGUGACAGAUGUCAAAGAUGAUUUUGAUCCUGAAAACAAUAAAACUUUUGAUGAUAGUUCGAAUUAUGAUAUUGAUCCUGAGGAUGAAUUUCCAUCCAAGGACUUCUUGGGACUGGAUCACAAAUCCACCAGUGAGAGGGUUGUGAGAAAUACUAGCUUCCCGUCAGAGACUACUGGAGAAACUGAUGAUGAAUUGCCCAAAUCUGAGCAUAGUCUGGAAAGUAGUUCUUCACUGGAGCAUAAUGGGGUUGGAGAUGUUACCCAAAGGUCCGAGGAAAAUGAAAACGAAAACACUGGUCCUUCUCCAGUUACUAUAUCACCAUCAAAUUAUCCACCGGUUGCUUCUCCAGAAAAUCCAGAAGCUUUUGUGGAUUCUUCUUCUCCAAUUACAUCUAUGGGAGAACAUGCUAAAAGUUUACCUCAAAACAUUGAGAAUGACAAGAUUCUGAAGGCUUAUACUUCUGCUCCAGUGAGUGAUCCUUCCAUCAUUAGGAACCCUGCCAAAAAGGAAGAAUUGAAGAGGCCACUACCAGUAGUAGUGCCCAUAUCUGAAAUGAAUCAUAUGCUGCUCCAGAGUCAUGUAUCAUAUAGGGCAUUGAAGCCACGAUGGUCUUCACCAGUAGAUCAAGAAUUACUGAACACACGGCCCCUUAUCGAAAAUGCACCAAUUAUAGAAAACAACGCUCAGCUUGAUGUUAAAUUGUAUCGAAACUUUUCUGCAUUUAAAAGGAGCUAUGAGUUGAUGGAGCAGACUCUCAAGGUUUAUAUCUACGCUGAAGGUGAACGACCUAUCUUCCAUCAGCCACCUCUUAAAGGAAUAUAUGCAUCAGAGGGAUGGUUCAUGAAGCAGCUAAAAUCAUACAAAAGAUUCGUCACAAAAAACCCAAAAAAAGCUCACCUAUUUUACCUACCUUUCAGUUCAAGGAUGUUGGAGGUGACUUUGUAUGUACCCAAUUCCCACGAUCGUAAGAGCUUGAUUGAACAUUUAAGCAACUAUGUUGAGAUGAUCACGACAAAGUAUCAUUUCUGGAAUAGAACUGCUGGAGCAGACCAUUUUCUUGUUGCGUGUCAUGAUUGGGCACCGGCCGAGACCAGGCAGAUCAUGGCUAAUUGUAUUAGAGCUCUAUGCAAUGCUGAUGUGAGAGAAGGAUUCCAAUUCGGAAAAGAUGCAUCUCUUCCGGAAACAUUUGUGCAGUCUCCUCGAAAUCCUCUUAGGCAACUUGGAGGCAAACCUCCUUCCAAGAGAAGCAUCCUUGCGUUCUUUGCUGGCAACAUGCACGGUUAUCUCCGUCCGAUUCUGUUAAAGUACUGGGAAAAUAAAGAUCCUGACGUGAAGAUCUUUGGUCCAAUACCUAAGGUGAAAGGUCAGAUGAGCUAUGCCCAAUACAUGAAGAGCAGCAAGUACUGCAUAUGCGCCAAAGGCUUUGAAGUCAAUAGCCCUCGGGUGGUGGAGGCCAUCUUCUACGAGUGUGUUCCAGUAAUUAUAUCCGACAAUUUUGUGCCUCCUUUUUUCGAGACUUUGAACUGGGAAUCAUUUGCCGUUUUUGUCUCGGAGAAGGAUAUACCAAACCUGAAGAAUAUACUUCUAUCUAUCUCCAAGAAACGAUAUCUUGAGAUGCAGCAGAGGGUUAAGCAGGUACAGCAGCAUUUUCUUUGGCAUCCUAGGCCUGUCAAGUACGACGUUUUUCACAUGAUAUUGCAUUCGAUUUGGUACAACAGAGUAUUCCAGACAAGAUCUUGGUAAAGUACACCAACUCUAGAAGUUAGGAGAAAUGAUGAUAGUUACACUAUAGAAUUGCUGAAACACAAUAAUUGACAUGGAGAGAAGGAAAAGUUGUAAACUAGGUACCAUUGUAUUACAAUAAUGAACUGAAUAAGGAGGUAAGAAAUUCUUUUGUU
Sesamum indicum (sesame) is the source of this 2523-nucleotide messenger RNA. Its product is annotated as putative glycosyltransferase At3g07620. The record is from RefSeq and is a predicted model, not a curated record. Lineage: Eukaryota; Viridiplantae; Streptophyta; Magnoliopsida; Lamiales; Pedaliaceae. Gene Ontology annotation, molecular function: glycosyltransferase activity.